AUGUUAGCAUUAGUAAUUAACUUUGCUAUUUCACAAGAAGAGGAUAAAAAGGCUAAUAUCACCAAAGUUUUAGAAGGUGCAAAAUGCAGAAGGAAUAACACCUUUUCGCAAGACCUAGGUUUAGGAAGUAUUUCAGACGAAGACUUUUAUGAUAUCGAAUCUAAGGAUUUUAUAUGUGUCUAUGGAAAUUUUUUAAUGGGCAGUAAUACUUCCCACGUAGCUGAUGUUUAUAUUUCAGUUAAUAACUCAGGAAAGCUUGAAUAUACUAAGACAGAAAAUGUUCAAAAUCCACUUGCAGUUUUGACAGAAUAUCAUGUGGAUGCAAAUGUUGAUUUUGACAAAGGAAUUCCUAAUAUUGGAAGUCUCCUUAGACCUACGACAAUAGGCUACUCAGUUGCGGUGAUAAGAUGUGCUGCUGAUAAUCCAUGCAGAAUACAAAUUAACAACAUUUGGCCAUCAUAUAAAAUCAAUGCAGAAUUUAUUUUUAACGGAGCUAAAUACAAAUUUGAAAAUGGUGUAAAAAGUAUUGUGUCAACAGAGAAGAAAGGUUCAUUCUAUGUUUACUCUAAAAAUUCCGAAUCUAAGUCCGGUUCAAGCUCAUUAAUAGUGACAUAUGGUCAGACUAUUACAAAUGAAAAAUUACUUUAUUCAUAUAAAAAUGAUAAAAAAUCAGAUUAUAACAGUGCCAGAGAAUCAAUUGAUUGGGCAAUUGAUUAUACGAAGGAACUCUUGGCUAAAUAUCCAAGUUAUGAUCCAAAUAAUCUAUUAGCAUUAUUGGAUUUAAUGAAGGAUGAAAAAUUUUUAUUAGACAUGGCUUGCGCCAAAAACCAUAAAAAACAAAGUGGAGAUAUUGGUAAAUUUUAUUCCGAUGUAUUUUUCCCUUCUCCUAAUGCUUGUGAAUUUACAUCAUUCAAAGAUUUCAACGAAUCAAAUUCUAUGUCAUUUGGAAGCACCAUAUCAUGGAAACCUGUAAAAGCUUCUGCUGAAGAUAUUCCAGAAGAAAAGGAUAAGGAAAAGACUGAAUUUUAUCUUCCAGAAUUUACUGCAACUCUUUCAACAAAAGGUGGAGUUUUCACAAAGGACAAUAUUGAUACUAAAUAUCCAGGAGAAGGAAUGCCUUGGUGGGCAAUUUUAUUAAUUGUCCUCGCAGUUCUAAUUGUUAUAGGUCUGAUUGUUGGUAUUGUAGUUUACUUUGUCAUCUUCCGCAAAGGUUCUGAUGGAGAAAAAGACAAAGAAUCCGAUGAUGCAAAACAGGAGGCAUGA
Trichomonas vaginalis G3 is the source of this 1263-nucleotide messenger RNA. Its product is annotated as glycoprotein 38 family. The record is from RefSeq and is a predicted model, not a curated record. The transcript has a single exon. Bases 1 to 1263 code for a protein of 420 amino acids. NCBI's taxonomy places the organism in Eukaryota, Parabasalia, Trichomonadida, Trichomonadidae.